ACCUUCCUCGUAGUCCAGGGUACACUGCCAGCGGAUCGUGCCCGCGCAUACAUUGAUAUUUUCACCUGUAUAUUGCAAUCGAUCGUUUUUCUUGUCGAUUGUUACCUGCGUUUGUGAGCCAAACCAGACGAUACUCAGGUGUUUGCUAGAGCGGGAAAAUCACCUUCGUGCUUUGGAGUGAUCUGCUCUCCGUCCAGCUCUCUCACCUUAUACGUUUCAUCUCGACGUAUACCUUUGGGUCUUCUUCUUCUCCUGCGUCUUGGUUUUCAUGUUGAGGUUUGACUUUUGUACUCGGGAAAAAGGUGAUGAUCUUAAAAUCGGGGCUCGAUCAUUUUCGUAAAUUUCGACAGUAAAAUUUUUGAUCAGCCCGUUAGGCUGCAAGUGCUCGACGUGAAAAUUCAGUUGGUAUCAUUUGAAAUCAUAAAGAAUCAAGAAUUGUUUUAAGCUUGAUAGACACAAAGAUUGUUUUCAUAUGGCGUGAGUGCUCUUAGGAUAAAGUGGUAGACACCGAAUCGAUUCGACUCCCUCCAAACGAACGGAGCAUGGAGUUUUCGAGGUUCGCCGCUGCGCUGCCGCUCGCAAUGCGCUCUUGUGUUUGUGAUUAGUUCGCCUCAGUUUGAAACGGGACACCUGCCAAAAAUCAAUUUUCUAAAUAAUUUUCUAAAGAAACAUAUAGUUUACUCAAGCCUGGAAGUUCAAAAAAGGAAGAAGUGUAAAGUGUCCAACGAGCUGAACAAACCUAAAGUUUUUGAUAACAGGUAAAUCGCGGCAAUUUUCGCGGCGGAUCCGCGAGUGCUUGCAUACGCCGCGUUUCGCAGUUUACCGUCAUCAUCAUCGCCAUCAUCGGUCGUCGCUGCCGUCAUCAUCUUCGUCGUUUCUUGGCGCAACAACAGCAUAAGAAGAAAUUUUAAUGUUAAUGUGCUUUUUGUUUUUGUAAUCAAGUUUUUUUACUCGUGGUUGGCUAUGAAAUGAAAUGAAAAGUUAACGCAAUACAUAUUGUCCAAUGUGAUUUAUCCCAAAGUGUCCCAAGGCUGAAGGAAAGCAUGCUUGCUUGGAAAAAGAAGAAUAGUGAAUGUGUCCAGUGGUGACAAAGAGCUACUAAAUGCAAGGACUGAUCGCAAAUUCAGCGCCUAGCAGGCUUCCCAAGACACUUCCAAAGGAUUACCGAAAUUUACUUUACUGGAGAGAAAUACAAGAUUCUGCCCGAAAUGACUCAAGACUCUGUGAACAACCAUUCAACUAAUAUACUCCAUACAAAAUGUUGGUGACCAGUUAUGGACUUAGCGGGUUUUUCUGGCAGCUGUUUGUAGUAAACAAAUGGAAGUGUCAUAAACAAACCGAGAACUUAGUCAGUGAAUGAUAUUUUGUGCCAUACUAAUCCGAAUUCGUAAUCGGAAUUCUGAAAAAGAAGUUUGGAAAUAACCAUUCCGUCCAUUGUUCUAACAACUCUCUGAAAUUAAAUCGCCCAAGUGCCUUAUUAACCUACACUUUAGUAGCCAUAAAAUAUAUCACAUUCUACUAUGCAACAAAAGUUAUUCUAAAGGAAAGUGAAAACACAAUCCUGAGCUAAACGUAGUGAUAGAAAGUCGAUUAAUCGCGCUUAAAUUCAAAAUCGUGCAAUUUCGCUAAAGAAGAGCUUUAAAUCUUUGAAAAGAAAGUAUAACAAUCGUUUGUGUAAAGAAGUAAUCUAAGUUAGAGUAAUUUAAAUAAAAUGUCAUCGCCAUCAUCGAAUCAAACCCAAGAUUUAUCAAUUGCUGCCAUACAACAACAACACUUACAACACACUCAUCACAACUCCCCAUCACCUCCGCACCACAACACGUCGCCAGCUAUCGUGAACGGAUUGCCAACAAUGAUAACUUCAUCAUCGAAAAACGAGAUGCUCUCACCACAUUCAGCUCAUCACUCCCCAGACAGUCCUCAACCAGAGCUGGCAACCAUGACCAAUGUGAAUGUCUUAGACCUGCACACGGAAUCCAAGAUGUAUGACAAAGACACUGUAUUCAUCUAUGACAACCCAAAAGUUGAUGUGCUUCCACAACAUCAAGAUCAUGUUAUCGACGCACGUCUCACUCAUGAUCACCUCGGACCACAUGCUUCGGCCGCCGCACCAGACCAGCCCCCAUCACACCUGCUCACAAAAAUUGAGGUUGAUGAAAACCAGAUUAUUCGAGUGGUGGGACCUAAUGGUGAACAACAGCAGAUUAUAAGCCGCGAAAUCAUCAACGGCGAACAUCACAUAUUGUCAAGAAACGAAGCUGGUGAACAUAUCCUCACCAGGAUCGUUAGCGAUCCCUCCAAACUCCUGUCGACGGACGGCACCUCUCUCUAUCCCCCACCCCCACAGAAGCUCACCACUGACAAUGGAGUGGUAUAUCAACCUUCGCCAAUGGAUACGUCAGUCCUGCAAUAUGACCCACCCGACGGUGACUCAGUUGACUCCAAGGGAAGUGUUGUCGGAAUCUAUGGUGAUCCUAAGAAAUCUGGCCAAAUAAUUUAUACGCAUGGCGAUUCAAAAGAUUUGAUCUAUGAGAAGCCUCAUCCAGAUCAAGGCAAAUUAGAUGGAAAUUUGUAUGAAAAUAAACAAAUCGAUCUGAUCUAUGAAGACGGGAAUAAAACAGUUAUAUACACAACCACUUCUGAUCAAAAGGGUCUGGAAAUCUAUUCGGGGGCUGAUCUUGGUGGCUUAGUAGCUGAAGGUCAAGUUGUCGUUCAGGGUGGUUUACAAUAUGCCACCGCUCCGGGUGGUCCUCAACCCGGAGGACAAGCUGUGUUUAUUGUUGCCGAUCAAUUGCCGCCUGGAGUCGGAGGACACAUUCAAAGACGACGGACAACCUCUAAUCCGGAUUCACCAAUGUCCGCGAUUGCAACUAGCACCGAUCAGCAGGUGCAACAGUCUGCUGGUCAGCACAAUCACACCACAACCACCGAAGUCAUAAAUCAUGUGACGGCCGGUCAAACAAGUGUCACACAAUCUGGGGGAUAUUUGCCCGCUGCUCGUUACUUCGAGCAUCCAUUGACCGCCGUUACAUCGGCCAUGUUAAAUAUAUCGUCUUCGGGUAACGGACAUGCUCAAAGCGACCAUGAUGAGCAUGGUGGUGGCAUCAAUUCACAUGCAAAUGCUGCCAAUAAUGGCGCUGGCCAAACGGUCGGCACUACAAGUGUUAAUAUUGGGGCUGCAUUGGGUUCAGUGCCUCAUCAUCAAGUUCACGAAGUACAAAACCCGAAUGGGAGCGCCUCAUUCGUUUACGAAUACUAUAAGGUCACAGAUAAUAAGGAUGGAUUGCACUGGAGUGCCCCCACUACAGCAAAACUGAAUGGACAGACCACACCUCUCGAUGUAUCUGGCCUAUCGCAAAAUGAAAUACAAGGUCUAUUACUCGGUUCACACCCAUCGGCGGCAUCGGCGGCGGCAACAGCUACGUCUCCGUCGGCAACAACAGUUGUUGUAACAGAUCAACAAAAUAUUAGCGUUAAACGGGAACCCGAAGAUUUGCGGAUGGAUCCGAAAUGUGAAGGACGAAAGGUAUUGGUCGUACAAUCACCACCACCAUCAAUUGAGAUUAAAGAGCCACCACCCAGUCCUGGAAGUCCAUCAGCUGAAACAAUGUACGCUGCCACCGGCGGCACGCAAAUUUACCUUCAGGGUCCACAUCAAACAAGUUCAGCAGCAACAACGGCUGGUUCGAAUGUUAAUGCUCAAAGUCCCAGUCCGGGACCGUAUGUAACCACUGACCAAUAUGGGAUGUACACACGUUUAACAACCGGAACGGGAUCUACUUUCAUCUCUGAACCAUACUAUCGCGAAUAUUUUGCAGCCGAUGGUCAAGGAUAUGCACCAGCCACAAGAACUAUAUAUGGUGAUAGCGAUGGACCACAAUCGGGAACGACAUAUGAAGGACGCUUUGCCACAACCGCAACACAUACAAAGAAUGGUACACCGGUUUAUGCAAAAACAGUUACUGCUGCUGGUCUAACCGUUGAUUUGCCCAGUCCAGAUUCAGGAAUUGGUGCAGACGCAAUAACACCAAGAGAUCAGAAUAAUAUACAACAGAGUUUCGACUAUACAGAAUUGUGUCAGUCUGGUACGUUAUUAGAUGGAAAUGGUGCGAUUCCAGUUUCAGUCAAUAACAUUCAACGGACUGUUAACGUCCAUGCCGGUCAAAAUAGCCCGACCACAUCAUUGGGCAAUGGUAGUCAUCCGGCAUCAAGAUCAAGGCCAUGGCAUGAUUUUGGACGACAAAAUGAUGCAGAUAAAAUUCAAAUACCAAAAAUAUUCUCAAACGUAGGCUUUAGAUAUCACCUAGAAAGUCCAAUUAGCUCAUCACAGCGACGUGAAGAUGAUCGGAUAACAUACAUUAACAAAGGACAAUUUUAUGGCAUCACAUUGGAAUAUGUUCCUGAUCCAGACAAACCCUUCAAAAACACGACAGUCAAGAGUGUCAUAAUGUUAAUGUUUAGAGAAGAAAAAAGCCCAGAAGAUGAAAUUAAAGCGUGGCAGUUCUGGCAUAGUAGGCAACAUUCUGUCAAACAAAGGAUAUUGGACGCUGAUACGAAAAAUUCAGUUGGUUUGGUUGGAUGUAUUGAGGAAAUCGCACAUAACGCCAUUGCUGUAUAUUGGAAUCCUCUGGAAAGUUCAGCGAAGAUCAACAUUGCUGUGCAGUGCUUGAGUACAGAUUUCAGCAGUCAAAAAGGUGUUAAGGGUUUGCCAUUACAUAUUCAAAUCGAUACGUUUGAAGAUCCCCGUGAUGCACAAAUUUAUCAUCGAGGCUACUGCCAGAUAAAAGUUUUUUGCGAUAAGGGAGCCGAACGUAAAACACGCGAUGAAGAGCGACGUGCAGCGAAACGAAAAAUGACCGCAACAGGACGAAAAAAGUUAGAUGAACUCUACCAUCCAGCAGCCGAUCGUUCUGAAUUUUACACAAUGCAAGAUCUUAAUAAACCACCUGUACUUUUUUCACCUGCCGAAGAUCUUGACAAGCUUUCUGGAAUGGAACUACAGAAUUUCUAUGAUCAUGAGACUGCAUCAUUAACUGGAACGCCGGACGGCCUUAAAGGUACAUCACCUUUCCUGAUGCAUGGUCAAAAGCCUACUACGCCUACGUUGAAAUUCCACAAUCAUUUUCCGCCUGACAUACAGACUGACAAAAAAGAUCACAUCCUGGAUCAGGCACUUGUACCUGGAACCAUGUCAGAUUUUGGCCCAUCGCUGAAACGAUCACGAAUGACUCCACCGUUGAAUGAAAGAGUAAUGCUCUACGUGCGACAAGAAAACGAAGAUGUUUAUACACCCCUCCAUGUGGUACCGCCCACGACAAUGGGCCUGCUGAAUGCGAUUGAAAAUAAAUACAAAAUCUCCACAACGAGUAUAAAUACCAUUUAUCGAACAAAUAAAAAAGGGAUUACAGCGAAAAUUGAUGAUGAUAUGCUAUCCUACUAUUGCAAUGAAGACAUAUUUCUGCUCGAAGUUCGACAAAUCGAAGACGACCUAUUUGAUAUAACACUAACGGAACUUCCAAAUCAUUGAUGACAAACUCCUAUCCUUCUUAAUCUAACCGUUAUGAUAUUACAAUUAGAUCUGUUAUUUAAGAUAGUUCAAAAUAGCAGCAACUAUAAACGCCACAAGCGUAAAAUCUAGUGCAGAUGAGCACGUGUGCCGCAGGAUAAAUGUUACAAGCUAAGGCAGAAACAUGAACAGUAAAUACCAUCGCACAACGAAGAUGAAUGCCAUGAAGUCGUCCAAGUCACGAUUAAUCCUGUAAAAAUGUGAAAGAGGAAGAGAACAACGAACAAAAUAGUCGUUACUUUUUACAAAUUGUUUCAAACUAUAUAAUAGAUUUAUAUAUUAAUGUGAAAACGAGAAAUGAAUUUCAUGACAGUUUAAUUUGGUUAAAUAGAACGUAAAUAGUUUUAGCGAUAAAUUAACACUUGAAUUAAGAAUAAUGUUGUUUACUUUUAUUUGCAAGUUAUAAAUUGCUUAGGCUAAAUUUUGAGAGAGUGGUAUGAAGAAUAGGACACGCUAAAAUAUAAAUUUUCGAAAUAUAUACUCGAUAAGGCAAAAACAAAUUAGAAUAAGAUUUACAACAAAUAUGCUUUGUUAUUAUUUUGAUCAUUACUGAAUAAUUGACAGUAAAAUACUUUCCACUGUAUUACAUGAACGUUAUUGAAUUAUGGAGAACUUCUUCAAAACUCUGCGUAAAAUACUCUUAAGAACUAACACUUUUGCACUUCAAUUAUAUCAAUUAUGUAGAUUAAAAUGACUUAACAAUCCACAUAUGCUGCAAAGACUACUGACUUUCAUCUGCAUAUUGAAUGAAAUAGAUACUAGAAUAAUUGCUAGGAAUUAAGAGCCGUGCCUUAAAAAUGUUGACACACACAGAUAAAUGCAGAAUUACUAGCCAAUAACUAAAAAGCCGAAACUAAGUUAAAGAACAAAAUUUUUGAGCUCAUUCCGUAACCAUAAGUAACUCCAAGCAAAUUUUUCUGUAAAUUAUUCAAUUCUAUUUCAAAUAUCCUGGACCUUCGAUCUCAUUGUUAUUCGCAAUUUAGCGUUCGCUGAUUGAAAUUCGCUCAAUGAACAAAGCGAAAAAAAUUAUCUAAAAGACUAAUUAUUUUCGACAACAAAAUUAAUUUCGAUAUUUAUAUUAAUAAUGAUGUGUUUAAUGAGACAAAUCUUUUUGAAUGGUAACAAAUAUGCAUUGAAAAAAUGUCACUAAGUACAUGUAUAAAAUGUUUUGUUAAGUUUAUGUAUUAUCACUAUAUUUUGUACUUCACUAUUUUCUUCAAAACAAAUUCACGAACGUUGUCAAUUGUAAAGCCAAUAGUUAUAUCCUUUUCUAGUAUACACUUUAAAGCGAAAACUGUAUUCUUACUAAGAGAAAAAUAAACAAGUUCAAAUUUUCACAAAUAUCUUUCUAUUUUUUUUUAUUUUUCAAAAAUAAAUUUGUGGAGAAGCGCAAAAAUUCAAGUAUGAAUUAUUGGAAUUGUCCUUAAAAAGAAAUAUUGUGAUUUAGAUAAUGUUAUAUCCAUCAUUAUAGAAUAACUUCUCUUGUAAAUAACCAGAAACGAAAGAGUGAUACGACAAUCACAAGAAUCACGGAAUUUCGACUAUAAAUAUUCAAAUGCAAAGUCCAAAUCCUUCAAUGCAUCAAAGUUAUAUUUUCUGAGUUCUACUGUGUAACAUGUAAUAUGAAAUAUUGAAACAAAUGAUAAAAAUGUAUGUUUAAGUGUUUCAAAAUCAUCAUAAAAUCAGAAAAAACGAGCAGAUUAAGUUUACUAUUAAUUAGAUUUAAAAUUUAAACAAUUGAAAUGUAUUUGUUAAAGAUUUAUAUUAUUUUUUUUAAUAAUUUUCCAAAACCGUCUUCGAGCAUGUAAUUACAAAUUACAUUUAUAGUAUUUAAUAAUAUAAUUAAAAAAAAAAAAUGAGGAAACAAAAAAGAGGAAAGUAAUCUUGUUUGAGCAGGAACGGUAAGCAGGCUCACGAAAUAUUAGAAGGCAUAUAUGAAUGGCAACAAGAAUAUGAGUUGUUGUAAAUGUUUAGAAGAAAAAUGUCCAUGUUUUAGAAUGUUUGAUUAAUAUUAUACUUAAGACGAUCUACACAAUCAGCAAAGCAUUUAUCUUGCCUGUCUUUUUUAUUAAUGGAAAAAAAUUAUAUUUUUAUAAAUAUAGAAUAAAUGACUUUUAUUCAGAAAGUAAA
Hermetia illucens (black soldier fly) is the source of this 7696-nucleotide messenger RNA. It is a transcript of the gene grh, whose product is annotated as protein grainyhead. Gene Ontology annotation, molecular function: RNA polymerase II cis-regulatory region sequence-specific DNA binding; DNA-binding transcription activator activity, RNA polymerase II-specific. Gene Ontology annotation, biological process: regulation of transcription by RNA polymerase II. The record is from RefSeq and is a predicted model, not a curated record. NCBI's taxonomy places the organism in Eukaryota, Metazoa, Arthropoda, Insecta, Diptera, Stratiomyidae. The transcript is spliced from 18 exons. The coding region runs from base 1712 to 5527 and encodes 1271 amino acids. Gene Ontology annotation, cellular component: nucleus.